Molecule: messenger RNA, 631 nt
Organism: Punctularia strigosozonata HHB-11173 SS5
Lineage: Eukaryota; Fungi; Basidiomycota; Agaricomycetes; Corticiales; Punctulariaceae
Exons: 3
Coding region: 126-512 (128 amino acids)
Source: RefSeq, a predicted model, not a curated record
GACGUCCUGCGCAGUGCGCUCGCUCCUCAACGGCGCAUGGAUCAUGUCCGCGAUAAUGACGUUCCCCGUCGCCCAUCCGGUUGAAAAGCGCGGCGUAAGCGGUCCAGUAUGCGACAGAUUCCCGCAUGAUGCGACCCUCGGCAUUCUUCACGCUCGUUGCUUGCGCAGCUGCAUGCGCCGCUAGCGUUUCCGCGCAAGACAGCCAAAGCCAAUCCACGACGAGCGUCCCGAGCCCCUCCACGAGCGCAUUCGAAUCUCACAGCUUAACGUCCGCUACGAACUCGAACACGCUCAUCCAUUCAUCUAUCCGCUCGAAGUUCAGCUCCUCCACCGCUGCGGCAGCUGCUUCGAGCGCAUCGGCAUCCUCGGUGUCCGCCGCAAGCGGGCCGUCAACGACCUCUCCCUCCUCCUCCUCCUCGCCUACUUCAACCUCGGACGCCGUUUCGAACGUGCCCUUCGGUCUCGUACCUCUGCUGGUGGUGACGAUCCCAUCGUUGAUGAUGUUACUGUGAGAUCAGUGUGACAUUAUUUAGUCGCAAGGAGGGCUUCUCUUCCUGUAGUACCCGUAGAGCUGCUGCGGAUGGCUUCUCCGAUAUUCACGAGGGCUGAAGCCUGAUGCAAUCCUAAUAUU